Molecule: messenger RNA, 1298 nt
Organism: Chenopodium quinoa (quinoa)
Lineage: Eukaryota; Viridiplantae; Streptophyta; Magnoliopsida; Caryophyllales; Amaranthaceae
Product: cytosolic sulfotransferase 5-like
Exons: 1
Coding region: 21-1040 (339 amino acids)
Biological process (GO): sulfation
Cellular component (GO): cytoplasm
Molecular function (GO): sulfotransferase activity
Source: RefSeq, a predicted model, not a curated record
ACAUAAUCGAUCACUAGCCAAUGGAGCCCUUAGAAACAACCACAAAAAACCCUAAAAUAGAGGAAUUAGAUGAUUAUGUAAAACAUCUUGAAAUUUCACUCCCAAAGGAAUUAUGGAUGGAUGCUUUUCCCAUAAGUCUAUACGAGGGUUAUUGGUGUUCCCCUAAUAUUUUUAAAUCUACUAUCUUAUUUCAAACCCAAUUUGAGGCACACGACACAGAUAUCCUUCUAGCUAGCCUUCCAAAAACCGGCUCUACUUGGUUACGAUCCCUCCUUUUUGCUAUUGUAAAACGGAAUAUCUUUUCCGAUUUUAACAAACACCCACUUCAUACUCAAAAUUCUCAUGAACUUGUUGUUCAUAUGGAGUUCCCACCUGAAAAUAACACUAAUGGAACCCUACCUGAUCUGACCAAAUUACCCUCGCCUCGACUCUUAGCCACCCAUAUACCUUAUUUAUCACUACCAAAAUCAGUAAAAACUUCUAAAACUCGAAUUAUUUAUGUGACUAGAAAUCCUUUUGACACUUUUAUUUCGUCAUGGCAUUUUUAUCAUCGGCUUAGCCAUAACAUGAGCACAGAGCUAGAUCAUAGUAAGUCUGAGGAAUAUUUUGGUAAGUUUUGUGAAGGGAAAUUUCCUUAUGGUCCUUAUGAAGAUCAUGUACUUGGGUAUUGGAAGGAAAGCAUACAAAACCCGAAUAAGGUGUUGUUCUUGGAAUAUGAAGGGCUAAAGGAGGAUCCGAAAGCUCAUUUGAAAAAGCUUGCGGAGUUUGUGGGUUACCCGUUUUCGGAAGAAGAGGAAAACAAAGGUAUCAUAGAUGGUAUUAUCAAGCUUUGUAGCUUUAAAAAUUUGAAGGAAAUGAAAGUGAAUGAUAGUGGUAAUGCUUAUGGAAUUUUUGAGAACAAAGCUUUGUUUAGGAAAGGGGAAGUUGGAGAUUGGACUAAUUAUUUGACUCCUUCAAUGACAAAUAGGUUUGAUCAAAACUUCCAUGAAAAGUUUAAGGACACUAAUUUUUCUUCUAAAUAUUAUCAACCCUCUUUUUAAGCUCCACGAUAAGAUUUCCUCAAAAAAGAAAAAAUAAAUAAAUAAAAACUUCCACGUUAAGAUUGAUGCAGUGUUAUUUUAUUUAUGUUUUAUGUAUUAUGAUGUCAACUAGUGUGUGACCCGUCCAAUAUUUACCAUUUGUUGGAAGGGGAGCUUAGCUUAUUGUUUUUAUGAUUAUUAUUAUAUUUAGUUUAGCUUAUACAUUGAGUCGAAUCAUCAGUUUGAAUUUAAAAUAAUAUUGUUCUUGUUCUUGUUUGA